AUGGGUCAGGGGCUGAGUUGCAGAACAAGUGAGGAGCAGGGACUGUUCAGUGCAGUGCAGUUGGGGGAUUUUCAGACUGUUGAGACUGUUUUGGAAAAGGAUCCAACUCUUAUUCAUCGUUUCACAGUGUAUGAUCGGCACUCUGCUUUGCAUAUUGCUGCUGCUAAUGGCCAGACCGAGAUUCUUUCUAUGCUCUUGGACCGAUCUGUCAAUCCCGAUUUAUUGAAUCGCCACAAGCAGACUCCAUUGAUGUUGGCUGCAAUGCAUGGAAAGAUCUCAUGUGUGAAAAAACUCAUUGAAGCUGGGGCGAAUAUUUUAAUGUUCGAUUCACUAUAUGGAAGGACUUGCUUACACUAUGCUGCUUAUUAUGGUCAUUCCGAUUGCCUUAAAGCUAUUCUUUCGACUGCUCGCACCUCCCAGGUGGCUGUUUCAUGGGGAUAUGCUCGUUUUGUGAAUAUUAGAGAUGGUAAAGGAGCAACCCCUCUGCACUUGGCAACCCGUCAAAGACGGCUUGAAUGUGUUCAUAUAUUAUUAGAUGAUGGCGCUCUUGUCUGUGCUUCAACCGUUGGAUAUGGCUUUCCAGGCAGCACUGCCCUUCAUUUGGCUGCAAGAGGUGGUUCUCUUGAUUGCAUCCGUGAAUUGUUGGCAUGGGGCGCUGAUCGACUUCAAAGAGAUGCAUCAGGGAGAAUACCUUAUGUAGUGGCUCUACGUCAUCACCAUGGAGCAUGUGCGGCUUUGCUGAAUCCUUCGUCGGCAGAGCCUCUUGUCUGGCCGUCGCCUUUGAAGUUCAUAAGCGAGCUUAAUCAGGAGGCAAAAGCUCUGUUGGAAUGUGCUUUAAUGGAGGCUAACAGAGAGAGGGAAAAGGCCGUCCUGAAGGGAACAGUUUAUUCACUGCCAUCUCCAUUGCAUUCCGAUUCUGGACUUGAUGACAAUGUAUCUGAGGCAAGCGAUACAGAUAUUUGUUGCAUAUGUUUCGAUAAAGUAUGUUCGAUUGAGGUUCAAGAAUGUGGCCACCAGAUGUGCGCGCUAUGCACACUGGCCUUGUGCUGCCAUAACAAGCCCAACCCAACAACGGCAUGUCCUUCCAUACCAGUUUGCCCGUUUUGCAGAAGUAACAUUAUUCAGUUAGUUGUUGCCAAGGUUAAACCCGAAAAUGAAAUCGACCCUGAUGUCAACUCCUCAAAGCCAAGAAGGUCUACAAGGUCCCGUAACUUCAGCGAGGGCAGUAGCAGUUUCAAGGGUUUAUCUGCAGUCGGUUCGCUUGGGAAAAUGGGCCGUGGCUCGGGCAGAAUUGCUGCUGAAAAUGAACUUCUUGAUAAGCCAGAGCCUUGA
Molecule: messenger RNA, 1332 nt
Organism: Fraxinus pennsylvanica
Lineage: Eukaryota; Viridiplantae; Streptophyta; Magnoliopsida; Lamiales; Oleaceae
Source: the annotation of a GenBank genome assembly